Eucalyptus grandis is the source of this 1104-nucleotide messenger RNA. Its product is annotated as bidirectional sugar transporter SWEET12. Gene Ontology annotation, biological process: carbohydrate transport. Gene Ontology annotation, cellular component: membrane. The record is from RefSeq and is a predicted model, not a curated record. Bases 97 to 894 code for a protein of 265 amino acids. The transcript has 6 exons. Lineage: Eukaryota; Viridiplantae; Streptophyta; Magnoliopsida; Myrtales; Myrtaceae. Gene Ontology annotation, molecular function: sugar transmembrane transporter activity.
CGUGAGCAUGAUUUCCACAACAUAGCCUUAUUUGUUUUCAGCUUCGAAAUCUUCCAUUUGAAUAUCUUCGGUUUCUGAGAGGAAGAGAGUGGGAAAAUGGCCAUCUUCACGACUGAAAAUCCCUGGGUGCUUAUUUUUGGAGUUCUAGGUAAUAUCAUAUCCAUCGUGGUCUUUUUGGCCCCAGUGCCAACGUUCUGUAGGAUAUGCAGGACGAAGUCAACUGAAGAGUUUGAAUCAGUUCCAUACGUGGUUUCUCUGUUCAGCACUAUGCUUUGGCUGUACUAUGCAUCCCUCAAGUCUGAGUCCAGCGCUUUCCUGCUUAUCACGGUCAACUCGGUCGGAUGUGCUUUAGAGACGAUCUACAUCGCUCUCUACCUUGCGUAUGCUCCUAAACAAGCCAGGAUGAUGACACUGAGGCUGCUGUUGCUGAAUUUCGGAGGGUAUUGUUCCAUUCUUCUUCUGUCCCACUUCUUGACGGAGGGAUCGGCGAGGGUCCAACUUGUUGGGUGGAUUUGCGUUGCGCUCUCUGUUGCAGUCUUUGCUGCUCCGCUAAGCGUCAUUAAAAUGGUGAUAUGCACCAAGAGCGUGGAGUUCAUGCCCUUCUUUUUAUCGUUGUUCCUCUUGCUCAGUGCUGUGACAUGGCUCCUAUAUGGCGUAUUCCUCAAGGACUUGUAUGUUGCGGGUCCAAACGUGCUAGGAGUCAUCUUUGGAGUGCUUCAGAUGGCGCUGCAUGCCAUAUACAGGAAGAGAAAUAAAGCUGUGACGGAGGAGGAGAAGAAUGAUACCAGUGUUGGAAAGCUGAACUCUGAUAUACAAAGUUGCAAAGGGCAUGACCUCAUCAUUUUUAUUGAAGCUUCUGGUAAAGGACCAGUGGCCACACCAUCUCAAGUUUGACAGGCGUCUAAGUUACUCAUAUGCCCGACGAGACUUCUUGUUUUCCAGCAGCUCCUAGAUGGCAUACUCAUUGCUUCUGCCAUGUAAAAUGCAAAUGCAAGAGAGUGUUUCCAUGCGCGUGUGGGAGCUUGGGGGGUAGUGUUGUUUGUGAAUGUUCAACUUGUUUCUCCUGAUGGCACGAUUAUCAAACGCAUUACUCUUCCAAGAACA